AUGAAUGAAUAUGAAGCAGAACCAACAUGGACCACUUCGGAUAACUUUGGGUCUUCUUUUUAUGACCAAAAUCUAGCUUCGUCCAGUACUUUUGAUCCUUUUUAUGGUGAUGUAAGCAACUCUAAACAACAACAAGAGCCAUUACAAGAUGAGUUUAAAGCUGAGCCCAUGACUGUCAAGGUGGACGAUGCACAAAAGAGCCCCGACGGUGCCUUCAUUACCUUCCGAGUGUUCACCAUGACAAAUCUAGAAAUUUACUCACAAGAUAAGAGACCUGUACGACGACGAUUUCGAGAUUUCUUGUGGCUUCAUAAUGCAUUGACCAUUGAAUUUCCUGCCUGUGUUAUACCACCACUACCAGAAAAGCAUCGCAUGAAGUAUGUGAAAGGUGAUCGAUUCAAUCCAAUGUUUAUUGAGCAAAGACGUUUAGGACUGCAAUGGUUUAUGGAUAGAAUUGCAAGACAUCCGCUUCUACAAUCCUCUACUUAUACUCGUAUAUUUCUCGAAUCCACAGACUUUACCUAUGCCAAAGUCAAGAAACCAGAUGAGAAAUUCGUAGAAAUGAAGGAAUCCAUUGACAAAUUUGGAGACAAUCUGAAUAUUGUGGAAAAACUGUAUUCAAGGAUCGGUAAAAGACAGCAAGAACUCGAAACCAAUUAUGGUCAUUUUGCAGGAAGUAUUCGAGGCUUGUCUGCUUUGGAAUCCAACGUGGAUCAACCUCUAAGACAAUUUGCUGAAGCCACAGAGUCCUAUGUUGACGCAUUGAAAGAGAUGCGAAAACAGGAGGAUCUCUUGUUUUUGAAUGAUGUCCAUGAAUUGCUCAAUUAUUGCAACGCCGCCAAAGACAAACUAGCAGAACGAGAUCAGAAACAGGUGGAUUUCGAAGACAUGUCCACCUCUCUACAGGCUAUCAUGCUCGAAAAGGAACGCAUCUUACAUCCAAAUAAAGGUAGUGCCAAUAUGAACAUCAGUGAAUUCAUGACCGAUAAAAUGAAUGAUCAUAAUAGAGCUAGAAAUGAACGAUUAUUUCGUCUCGAUACAAAAAUCAAGGAAUUGGAAGAAAAUGUCGCUAAGGCCAAUGAUGAUAAUAACAGUUAUUCAAGUCAGAUGAUUAAAGAAUACGAUAUAUUCCAACGUGCAAGAGAGAUCGAAUUAAAGCAAGGAUUGACCGCUUAUGCUGAUUGUCAUAUUGAUUUCUAUAAAAAGAGCAUAUCCAUUUGGGAAAACAUUCUACCAGUCCUGGAUCAGCUUGAGGAUUGA
This is a messenger RNA of Mucor mucedo, 1260 nucleotides long. RefSeq lists its product as uncharacterized. The transcript is spliced from 8 exons. The record is from RefSeq and is a predicted model, not a curated record. Lineage: Eukaryota; Fungi; Mucoromycota; Mucoromycetes; Mucorales; Mucoraceae. Gene Ontology annotation, molecular function: phosphatidylinositol binding. The coding region runs from base 1 to 1260 and encodes 419 amino acids.